Messenger RNA from Gadus morhua (Atlantic cod), 5514 nucleotides. RefSeq lists its product as uncharacterized. NCBI's taxonomy places the organism in Eukaryota, Metazoa, Chordata, Actinopteri, Gadiformes, Gadidae. The record is from RefSeq and is a predicted model, not a curated record. Bases 138 to 4073 code for a protein of 1311 amino acids. Gene Ontology annotation, molecular function: protein binding; GTP binding. The transcript has 4 exons.
CCCCCCCCCCCCCCCCGGAGCUCACAUCCUCCUGCUCUCAGGUGAGGCAGUCGGGAGAGCAAAGGUCUAACCGGAGCUGGUCUUAUCUCUGUGUUGAAGGCUGAACCGCUGGACCUGGGCCAGACCGAUACAACUAGAUGGCCGUGGACAUUAGUAAGACCGUAGUGCUGGCAGCGCUGGGCCGGCCCUUCAGUCUGGGGAUGCUCUACGACUGUCGCAACGACUCACUGAUCCCCGCUCUGACACUUUGGGAUCGGGAAGCCUUAAAGAAAGAUAAAGAUGAAAGACCCCAGCCCAAAAGUGACUUUGAGAUAGUUGCAUCUGACUCCAUCAAAGACAAAUCUUCUGCAAUGGAUGUUGAAGCUUCACUGCAAGCCAGUUUUCUUUGUGGAAUGGUUGAGAUAGAAGGUUCGGCUAAAUAUCUCUCUGAUUCUAAGAGUUCAGAAAAUCUGGCUCGAGUUACACUAAAAUACAAAACCACCACCAAGUUCCAACAGCUGUCAAUGAAUCACAUUGGCAGAGGUAAUGUGAAGCAUCCAUAUGUAUUUGAGUCAGGACAAGCAACACACGUAGUGACAGGAAUCCUUUAUGGGGCACAAGCCUUCUUUGUGUUUGACCGUGAAGUGUCACAAAAGGAAGAUCGGCAAGACAUCGAGGGCAAUCUUAAGGUGCUGAUCAAGAAGAUGCCCAGCUUGAAGAUAGACGGUCAAGGUUCUCUGAACAUGGCAGACAAGGACAUUGAAAAUGUUGACAAGUUCUCCUGCAAGUUCCAUGGGGACUUUAACCUUGAGAAAUCCCCUGUGUCAUUUCAGGAUGCAAUAGAAGUCUAUCAAAGCCUACCUAAGCGGUUGGGAACCAACGGAGAGAACGCAGUGCCUCAGAAGGUCUGGUUAAUGCCACUGAAGACUCUAGAUUCUGCUGCUGCUCAACUGGUUCGACAGAUUAGUGAUGGUUUAAUAAGGGAAGCUCAGCAUAUCCUGGAGGACCUCAGCGAGCUGGAAAGGAGAUGCAACGAUGCAGAAAGAUGCAAGACAGCCCAGCAAUUCGCACAAGUUAAGAAAAAGGUGAAAACUUUCAAAGAACUGGUUUUGCAGCAUAAACUAAAGGUCCAGAAUAUUAUGGCAAGGAAACUCCCAUUGAUCCGAGGAGGAGGAGAGGAGGAAGGUGUUCUUGCAGAGAUCCUGAAAAAAGUACAUUCUUCUCCUUUCCAAAGUGAUAAACUGAAUGAGUGGAUGGAUUGCAAAGGAACAGAAAUUAUAAUCAUCAACUCUCUGAUUGAGAAGAUGUCCAAAAUGGUGAUCGUCACAAGUCGCACAACUCUGCAGCAGGAGAUCCACAGUGCAGAUAUCACACAUGCUGUGUGCUUUGUCUUUACCUCCCUGGAAGGCCCAGAGCCUUACCUUUCAGCUCUUUCAAACUACUUGGAUGAAACCCAAACAGACAACGUGUCAUGUGAUUAUGAUGUGGAAAAGGAACAAUGGUUCUGCUCAAAUGACGUAAUGGACAAGGUGCAAGAGAAAGUAAAAGUCUUUAAGGAUUUUGCAGAAGCAAACAAAGAGAACAAAAGCAUCAGGUUUCUAACAGCUGAGAUGAGAGACGAUGUAAAGAAAGGUGCAACUCUCCAUCUCUACAAGGAUGGCUCCUUAUCCAACAACAACUUUGAACCACCUUCAAAGCCAGAGAUGAUCAUACGUGACAUAACCCAUAACAGUGUAACACUGAAUAUUUCCCCUCCCCGAGUUGGGUUGACAACUGUCACCCACUACACUGUUGAGUUCUGUGUCCAUGGAGACGAUGCUUGGCAUCAACAAAUGGAGAGCAAGGCUGGAGAUGUCACAGUGUCUGGCUUGAAGAUUAAUGAAAAGUAUCAGUUCAGAUGUAGAGCCUGGUGCGCAGUCGGCCGCGGUCCGGCCUGUGAAGGUAGCUCUUUAAUUAAACUCUUACCAUCCAGUCCUCCAGAUAAACUACAAGUGGAAUGUUAUUCUACAGAGUUAUCAGUCAGCUGGGAGAAACCAACUGAGCUUGGACGUGGAGUGGAGACCAAGCAAUACAUAUUAGAAUAUGCUGAAACAUCUCUAGAUGUGAACCCUGAAGAGUGUAUAUGGAGCAAACUAAUAUUCACAGCCAACGACUCCCAACUAGUCAAAGUCAUUCCAGGGCUGCAGCCUUCAACGCGAUACACUGUCCGGGUCAGAUGUGACUGUGGAGUUUCUGGCCUUGGCAAAGAGGAAUCAGUACUUGUGUGCACAAAAAAGCUAUCUGAUAGAUUGGCUACAUCAAUCAAAGCAUGCAGCAAAGAAAUAGAACCUGGUUCUCCUUCAGUUUUCAAGUUACCCCUGAAGAAAAACGAUAUUAGGAUAGAUGGAUGCGAGAGCUACACAUUUGGCGAGAACAGCGCAAGGCCAAAUCGCACUCUCAUGUUCCUGGGAGCAACAGGUUCAGGGAAGUCAACUAUGAUCAAUGGAAUGAUCAACUACGUCCUAGGCAUAGAUUGGAAAGACUCUUUCCGCUUCAAACUAAUCAAUGAGGAUCAGUCGAAGUCACAAGCUGAAAGUCAGACUACCCACGUAACCACCUACAAAAUCAACCACCAAGAUGGCUUCAAAGUUCCUUAUUCUCUAACCCUUGUUGACACUCUGGGUUUCGGGGACACAAAGGGAAUAGAGAGUGACAAGGCGAUCACACAGCAUAUCAGGAGUCUCUUCACCUCGAAAAAGGGAGUCUUUGAGAUGGAUGCAAUUUGUUUUGUCACCCAGGCCUCUCAAGUAAGAAUAACGGCUUCACAGAAGUAUAUGUUCGAUUCGGUGCUGUCCAUCUUUGGUAAAGACUUGGCAGAGAACAUUUGCAUGCUGGUCACAUUUGCAGACGGUCAGCAGCCUCCUGUUCUUGAGGCGAUCAAUAAAGCCAAAAUUCCAUGGCCUAAAACCGACAAAGACCUUCCGGUGCACCACAAAUUCUACAACUCUGCACUUUUUGCUGAAAAUAAAUCGUUCAGUGACAGAGCUUAUCAGGACUCCAAAUCAUCAAAAUAUCCAAAAGCAAAAGAGAUGGACGUUAACAACUUUGAUGCAAUGUUUUGGGCAAUGGGGGCCAGCAGCAUGGAAACCUUCUUCAUUUCCUUGGGACAAAUGACGACCAAAAGCCUGCAGUUAACCAAAGAGGUUCUCAACGAGCGAAAGCAGUUAGAGGCGGCUGUGGAAGGAAUCCUGCCCCAGGUACGGGCGGGGUUGGCGAAACUAGAAGAGAUCCGCUCAACCCAACAAAAGAUCGAAAAGUACAACGCUGACAUCGCUUGCAAUGAAAACUUUCAAUUUGAAGUUGAAAUCCUCAAGCCUCUUCAAAUAGAGCUUACCAAAGAGGGAGAGUACAUCAAUAACUGUCAGCAGUGUUCAGUGACUUGUCAUUACCCCUGUUACAUGGCAGACGAUAAACAAAAGUUUAGGUGUUCUGCCAUGAAGGAUGGGAAAUGCACGGUUUGCCCUGGAAAUUGUGACUGGACAGUACAUUUCCUUCAGAAAUACUGGUGGGACUACGUCAAGGUGAAGGAGAUGAGGACAAUACAACAGGUGAAAGAGAAGUAUGAAAAAGCCCUUGAGGCGAAGAUCAUAGUCGAGGAACUGAGGGGACAUCAGGAAGAGGAGGCUCUCAAUCUUCAGGAUGAGAUAAUGUCCCUGAUGGACACGUCGUCUCGCUGUAUAGCUCGGCUGAAGGAGAUAGCUCUGCGGCCUAACCCGCUGAGCACGCCAGAGUACAUCGACCUGCUCAUUGAAAAAGAGAAGUCAGAGGGCAAAGCAGGUUACCUGGAACGGAUUCAGUCUCUGACAAAAAUAAAAGGAACUGCCGAAAUCAUGGUCAAGGCUUCCAUACAGGAGAAGCUCACUGAAAUAGAGCAAGAAUACAUUGAGGAAGCAAUGAAACGAACUGAAAAAAGGGGAUUUGUUAACAAAUUCUCCCGUUGGUUUAAGAGUCACUCAAGCAGCUCUGAUGGGGGAGUCACGAGGCAGGCCAGUUUUAAGUCCGGGUUCCUCCUCGAGGUCUCAUCCCCACUGGACGAGCCUGGAACACCUCCCUAGGGAGGUGUGUAGUGGGCAACCUUACCAGAUGCCCGAACUGGCAUAGGGUUAGGGCUAGCCUUAAAAAAUAAAAAGAACAAAUGAUUUCCACUGGGGAUGGGCAACACAGUUUUUCUUGGAUUAGAAACCAAAACAUUUUAUUUGGAAGCGAUGGCAUUCAUUUUUAAUAGACAUGUGUGAUACUUUGUUUGAAUAUAACAGGAAUUAAAAAGCACAGGAUUGUUUAUAGUAGCUUUAUAUAUUAACUUCUCAGUUAAUGGCUGUGAUGGAAAAUCUACAUGUUGUUAUGUUUUUGGUCUAUCUAUGAACUUCAGUUUUGUUACUAUUUUGUGUGAUGCAUAUAUUGCCUGCCUUCUACUCUCCUUGUGGGUCAUCUAAAGUGUUAUCCUUCGAGGGUCGUGUGAUGCAUUUUAUUGCCUGCCUGUUCCUAUGUUUUCGUGUUUUGUAAAUCAUCUUCCGUGCAAUCCUUUGAUGUAUGGGCCUGUUCCUCGACCCCCUGGCUAGCGUCACCGAAGCCAGAGGGUUACAUGGCACAGCCACCACCCCCUCCAAUGGCAUACAGGGGAGCUUCAGUUGUAAAGAUUACCAUCUGGUAAACAAAGGCUUUUGGUUUAUUGGGAACACCCCCCCUCCAGAACCCAACCCAAGUGAAUAAGACUCUGAACAAUCGGUGGACUUGUCCCGAGCGUACCUUUAGAGUAUGAAGUAACACGCAACGAGAAGCUCCCAUCUGAGGCCUCAGAUUAUCGUAAUGUUUGCCUGUUAUGUUGUUUGUUGAUGCAUGUUGUGAAGUAUCUUUGUUCGUACUUUUAUUGCAAAUAUAUAUGACCAGCAAUUGCCUGCAAGUAUUGUGUGCUUUUUGCAUCUAAAUAUCUCAUCUGUCUUAGACGCAAUAUCUGAUAGAGAAAUUGCCACGACAUGGCCUUUGUUCGCUUCACCUCCUUGUUUCUGCUGUAACUCGCUAAGUUCAGGUUUGAGGUAUAUGUUUUGCCACAACUUUGUAUUGAUUUUUGAGGCAGGUAACCUUUUCCCUAUAUAUUUUGAACAAUUUCCAAAGUAAGUGUACAAAUACAAUUAAAAUAAUUAGGAUGGAUUCUCAAAACUGUGCCAUCAUCAGCAUUGGAAGUAUUGGUUUCGAUCCACCCAUCCCAAAUUUCUACAGUAGGUGUUCACAACAAUUAGUCAGUUAUUGACAUCCUUCUUUGUCUGCUACAUUAACUCAUUUUAUGCUUGUUCUUUGAUAUAAUAACACAGAUGCUGUUGAUGAAAACAGAUUGAUGAAAUUGUGAUUAAUAUUUGUUGGGUGUAAAUGUGAUUAAGAAUAUGUUAGAGGAAAUUUACAAAAGUAUAAUCAUCGCCUGUAUGCCUGCUAUAUGUCAUCUUACUCUUUAAAGAAAAACAUAAUUAAACAAAAUUAAAGAUUGAAAAACGUCUGUAUUCA